AUGAAGAAUCGGGUGAUGCAUCUGGAGGCGGCCCUGGUGAGGUCGGAGCUGGACCUGUGCCGGGCGAGGACCGAGCUCGAGGCGAACCGGCGGGAGGCGGAGGCCCUCAGCCAGGCCAAGGACGCUGCGACCGAUCGUCGAGACCGCCACCCUGUGGUGCCUGGCGACAUCCCGGCUCUUUACCACGCCCUGGAAGGGUCGGUCGUCCUCUUACAGAUCGCCUCGGAGAAGAUGCUCCGCCUGGAGCAUACCAUCGCCAAGCACCGGGAGGCCAUGCCGAGGUACCUCUACAGGGAGCUGCAGGACUGCGUUACUCAGGACGCGAUGCUGCUGUCCCCUCUCCCGCGCCGUCGCCAGCAGCACGGCCACCACCACCUCCACCACCAGCGUUGA
This is a messenger RNA of Ectocarpus siliculosus, 393 nucleotides long. Lineage: Eukaryota; Phaeophyceae; Ectocarpales; Ectocarpaceae. The record is from the annotation of a GenBank genome assembly.